AUACAGAUCUGAGCAUUUUUAAAAUGUGGUAAUUUUUUUUCUAUUAGCUGUGCCUUGAUUCAUGUUGGAGAUACUGGAUAAGGCAGACAAUCUCUUGAGGGAGCAGAUUACCCAGAUUCCACAGGAAGGGAGUGAGUGGUCAGGAAGAGGGAAGUUGUUUCGGAGAUACUGGGGACAAGAGGCUGGGCAGGGUGGACAUGGAGCUGGAAGGGUCUGUAGCCACAGGGAGUCAGAAACAGAAAACUCACUCUCAUGCCUGAUGAAGUGUCUUAAGAGCUGGAUACCAGGAAGUGAAAACUCAGUGUCCUGUGAAACUGGCAAGAGAUGGAUUGCCUCGGUAGGCCCUUUCCAGGGUGCCGUGGCUGCCACCUUUCUCACCGCCCUCCCAGGGUGUUUGUUAACCUGUGUUUUUAGCCCUGUCUCUGGAUAGCAGGAGAGCAGAGUGUGGCUCCAUCCAGUUCACGUACAUGGUCCGUUUAUUUCUUCAUGGCCACAGCACCAACCAGCAGUCCAGCAGACUUUGCCAGUAGCCACAAGGGGUAUCAGGGAGGAAGUGCAGAUGGAUCCCUGGAAAUUCAUCACUGCUGUGAGAAAAAACCAACUGAAAUCACAAGAGUGGGUCAGUCAAGUCGCCUUCAGCUUGGAGGGACAGACAAUAAGUGGGUGAAGCCUCUUGACAUCAUGACUAAUUAGGUGUCAGCUGUGAUGCAUGUUUAAAAGGAAAUUUUCGAGGUCGCAGAUAUAAGUGUUUAAUUUGCUACGAUUACGAUCUUUGUGCAUCUUGUUAUGAAAGCGGUGCAACGACGACGAGGCAUACAACUGACCACCCGAUGCAGUGCAUAUUAACAAGGGUAGAUUUUGAUUUGUACUAUGGUGGGGAAGCUUUCUCUGUAGAGCAGCCGCAGGCCUUUACUUGCCCCUAUUGUGGAAAGAUGGGCUACACGGAGACGUCUCUGCAAGAACAUGUCACUUCUGAACACGCAGAAACCUCGACAGAAGUGAUUUGCCCGAUAUGUGCGGCCUUGCCCGGAGGCGACCCCAACCACGUCACGGACGACUUCGCAGCCCAUCUCACACUUGAACACCGGGCCCCUAGAGAUUUAGAUGAAUCGAGUGGUGUUCGACACGUACGUAGAAUGUUCCACCCCGGCCGGGGCUUAGGAGGGCCCCGAGCUCGCAGGUCAAACAUGCACUUUACCAGCAGCUCUGCUGGCGGCCUCUCUUCCUCUCAGAGCUCGUAUUCUCCAAGCAGCAGGGAAGCCAUGGAUCCUAUAGCUGAGCUUUUAUCUCAGUUGUCAGGCGUGAGACGUUCUGCAGGAGGACAGCUUAACUCUUCUGGCCCUUCCGCUUCUCAGUUACAGCAGCUGCAGAUGCAGCUGCAGCUGGAACGGCAGCACGCCCAGGCCGCGCGCCAGCAGCUGGAGACCGCGCGCAACGCCACCCGGCGCUCCAACGCCAGCAGCGUCACCACUGCGGUCACGCAGUCCACGGCGACGGCCAGCACAGCCAACACGGAAAGCAGUCAGCAGGCGCUGCAGAACUCCCAGUUUCUUUUAACAAGGUUGAAUGACCCUAAGCUGUCCGAAGCAGAGCGCCAGUGCAUGGAGAGCGAGCGCGCGGACCGCAGCCUGUUCGUGCAGGAGCUGCUCCUGUCCACGCUGGUGCGCGAGGAGAGCUCGUCCUCGGACGAGGAGGAACGGGGGGAGAUGGCAGAUUUCGGUGCUAUGGGCUGUGUAGAUAUUAUGCCUUUAGAUGUCGCUUUAGAAAACCUAAAUCUGAAAGAGAGUAAUAAAGGAAAUGAGCCUCCACCACCUCCUCUUUGAUGACACCCCAAUCCGCAGACAGUGUCCUCUGUGCUGUAUUUGCCAAUGAAAGUGGACAACAGCUAUCUUGGGUUUGUUUGGUGAUUGUAACUUCAGGUCUGUCACUCUUGUUACAUUGUGUACAUUCAAAAGGAAGAGAGAAAAAAUAUAUGAUAAUCAUUUCCACUUAACUAAUUUUUACUUCUAGCAGGUAAAUGUAGGUAGCAGUGCAGGGGUGACCUCUGCUUCCUGUACCUUGACAUGCAAAAGGCUCUCCUAAUACUCCACAUUCAAACUGAAGAGGAAAAUUGAAAAUCUCUAAUGAAGCUGCUGUGUGUAUUUAUGAAUAUUAAUGAAUAAAAACUGCUUGGAUGGUUUACCUUAA
Camelus dromedarius (Arabian camel) is the source of this 2187-nucleotide messenger RNA. RefSeq names its product potassium channel modulatory factor 1 (gene KCMF1). Gene Ontology annotation, cellular component: plasma membrane. The coding region runs from base 831 to 1823 and encodes 330 amino acids. Gene Ontology annotation, biological process: synaptic signaling. The transcript is spliced from 7 exons. The record is from RefSeq and is a predicted model, not a curated record. Lineage: Eukaryota; Metazoa; Chordata; Mammalia; Artiodactyla; Camelidae. Gene Ontology annotation, molecular function: zinc ion binding.